AUGGAGAUGGUGUUUGAUUGUCACAACUACACAGAGAUAAAGAAGGUUAAGAGUGUGGAUGAGUAUUACAAGGAGAUGGAAGUAGCUAUGAUCCGGGCUAAUGUAGUAGAGGACCGGGAAGCUACCAUGGCUAGGUUUUUGCACGGUUUAAAUCGCGAGAUUGCGGAUAUAGUCGAGAUGCAGAACUAUGUUGAGUUGACGGAUAUGGUGCAUCAAGUCAUAAAGGUGGAGGAACAAUUCAAACGAAAGGGAUUGGCUAGGAGGGGACAACCUAUGGCUACCACCAGCUCGUGGAAGACAGCAGCUCCAAAAAGGGACGAGCAGCUACAAAAUAAGUCAAAAUUUGAAUCAUCUAAGAGUGCCAACCCAAAGACUGCCACAACUUUAGGUAACACCGAGACUUCAAGUUCUAAACCACGUGAUAUUAAGUGUUUUAAACGUCAAGGGCGGGGACACUUAGCCAGCCAGUGUGUAAACAAAAGGGUGAUGGUGAUAAAUGCCCAAGGAGAGCUUGAGUCGGAAAAUGAGGAAGAAGUAGAUAAUGAUGAUAUGCCAUCUUUGGAGGAUGCCGAUGAUGAGCAAAAUGCUGUGGUUGGAGAUUUAUUGGUAGCAAGGCGAGUUCUCAAUGUGCAGGUUAAGGAGGAAGAAAGUAACCAAAGGGAGAACUUGUUUCAUACUCAGUGCUUUUGGCUGAAUGAAUGUGGUGAAAUCAAGGUGACAAGACAAGUGUUGGUGGCAUUAUCCAUUGGCAAAUAUGAGGAUGAGGUGCUUUGUGAUGUGGUUCCUAUGCAAGCAUGCCAUUUUCUACUGGGAAGACCAUGGCAGUAUGAUCUGAGGGUUACUCAUGAUGGAUUCACAAAUAAGUAUUCUUUCACUCUUAAAAGGCAACCUAUUACUCUUGUGCCAUUAACUCCGAAACAGGAGUUUGAAGUUGUCCUUCCCGAAGAGGUACCUUAUGGUUUACCUCCAAUCCGAGGGAUUGAACAUCAAAUUGAUUUCAUGCCUGGUGCAUCAAUUCCAAACCGACCUGCUUAUAGGAGUAAUCCCAAGGAGACCAAGGAACUUCAGAGGCAAGUAAGUGAAUUAUUGAAGGGGUAUGAGCGUGAAAGUAUGAGUCCUUGUGCGGUUCCAGUGCUAUUAGUUCCUAAGAAGGAUGGAACAUGGAGGAUGUGUGUUGACUGCCGAGCCAUCAUUAACAUAACGUGGUUAGUGAUGCCUUUCGGUUUAACUAAUGCUCUGAGCACAUUUAUGCGUUUGAUGAACCAUGUUUUGCGAGCAUUUAUUGGCAAGUUUGUAGUUGUGUAUUUUGAUGAUAUCCUAAUCUACAACAAAAAUUUGGAAGAACAUGUAAUGCAUUUGAAAUCUGUUUUGAAAAUUCUAAGGAAAGAAAGGUUGCUUGCUAACCUCAAAAAGUGCACCUUUUGCACAGAUAAGCUUGUAUUUCUUGGUUUUGUUGUUAGUAAGAGAGGAAUUGAGGUUGAGGAAAAGGUGAAGGCAAUCCAUGAGUGGCCAACGCCUACAACAAUCAGCCAAGUGAGGAGUUUCCAUGGCUUAGUUAGCUUCUAUAGACGGUUUGUGCGUGAUUUUAGUAGCUUUGCCGCCCCUCUCACUGAAGUCAUCAAGAAAAAUGUGCCGUUUAAGUGGGGAAAAGAACAAGAAGAGGCAUUUAGUCUGAUCAAAGAAAAGUUAACUAAUACAUGUUUACUUGUUUUACCUAACUUUGCUAAAACUUUUGAAAUUGAGUGUGAUGCUUCAGGAAUAGGUAUUGGAGCUAUUUUGACGCAAGAAGGCAGUCCAAUUGCUUAUUUCAGCGAAAAGUUGAGUGGGGCAGCCCUAAAUUACCCACUUAUUGAUGCAUACCAAGGAGCUGGACAUGCUGAUCAGACAAAUUUUAAAACAUGUCUAAUAAUCAAGAAGAAGACACAACCGAAGAAUUUCGAGAACCUCCAGUUCCAAACCUCCAAAUGCAAGCGAAUUAGAACCUAUUCACGAAAGGUUGGGGAGAUGAGGCGUAUGUUGAGGGCUGAAUUAGAACCUAUUCACGAAAGGUUGGACAAGGUAGAAGCGGAAACUCCUAGGGGCCAGCAACAUGACAUCCACAAUAGGCAGCGUGGUGGGCAUGGCGGAAUGUUGAUGGAGAGGCGGAGUCGGAGGAGUUUGAGGAGCAAUAUUUGA
Juglans microcarpa x Juglans regia is the source of this 2175-nucleotide messenger RNA. RefSeq lists its product as uncharacterized. The record is from RefSeq and is a predicted model, not a curated record. The transcript is spliced from 5 exons. Bases 1 to 2175 code for a protein of 724 amino acids. NCBI's taxonomy places the organism in Eukaryota, Viridiplantae, Streptophyta, Magnoliopsida, Fagales, Juglandaceae.